UUGCAUCAGACCUCGCUCAUCUCGUAUGUUGGGUGCGAAGAGUUAUUAAACAAUUUGGGAAGGAAUUCGAGAGCUGGAGAUAUUUUUAUGUAUCAUAGACAUUCGCAAAAUUGUGUUGCAGGUUAUAUAUCAUGGGUGUAAGAUUUGUACUUCUGGUUUUGCUGAACUUCCUAUUUGUGGUCACUAUCAACUGCUGGAACGACGGUGCCGUGUUGCUAAGGGAUGUCCAGGUUUUAACUUUGUACAAAGGCAAAUACACUACGGCGAGACGGACAAACCCCGUCCCCCAACUACAGUGCGUCGGAGGAUCAGCGGGGUGCUCUGCUUUCUUCCCGGAGGUGGUUCAGUGUCAGAAUAAAGGGUGGGAUGGAAUUGACGCUCAGUGGGAAUGUAAGGCAGACAUGGAUAACGCGUACAGGUUUGGCCGAGUGGAGGUGAGCUGCGAGGGCUAUAAUCAUCCGAAUGACCCUUACAUCUUGAAGGGCUCGUGCGGUCUGGAAUACACACUGGAGCUGACCGCGGAGGGCCGGCAACAGAAUUCCUACGGUUCCCGCCAUUCUACCGGCUUCUCCGACUUCGCUUCCAGUUUCGCGUCCGGCUUCUUUUCCAACAACAGACACGGUUCUCAGAGUUACGGUCAGACGUACCAGAACGCCUCCGAAGAGGGUUUUGGAGGCCUCGUCGUAGUUGGGCUCUUCCUUUUGUUAGCCUAUGGCGUCUAUAAGAUGUUUCUGUGCAACCCUACCCAAGGCCACCAGCGUUUCCCUGACAACGGGGACUCCAGCGGCUCCUGGCCCGGUGGCUACGGACACACGGGACCCCCUCCCCCUGGAUUCAAACCUGACUUCACAGGCCAGUCCUCAGGAUACCAAGAACCAAACAGCGGUUAUGGCUUUCGGAAUGAAUAUACCCACCCAGGGACCAACCGGCAAGGCUCCAUGGGAGGGAAUGGAUUUUUUAGUGGAAUGGGCAUGGGUGGGCUUCUGGGAUACUUAUUUGGAAAUCAGAGACGCCAGCCAAGGAUGGGGCACACAGGAUUUCACCACACUCAGUCUAAUCACAGGCCUAACGUGCCUCCAGCCAGCACAGGAACACGCACUGCCUCAGGUUUUGGUGGAACUAAAAGAAGAUAAAAGAAGACCAGUGCCGCUGCCCCAACAUGUUUCAGUUGGGAAGGGUUGUGAAUGGAAUGUUUUGAUAAGAUGCUGUGCACCAUGGGUGUUGUAGUCUUUUAAGUGCUUUAACCAAUGCUGUUUUUACCUGUGGAUCUUGUGUUCAUAAACCUGCUGUUGUCUGCAGUGGAGGUUUUUUUUUCUUUUUCUUUUUAACAUAAGAGUAUAUUCUUACCACACUUGGGGUUAGAUUCAAGCAACCUAGAUCUGCUGAACGGUCAAAAAAAUGUCCAUUUCAGAAGUUGUAAUCACAUAAACUACUAUAUAGCCUAUUUUUGAGAGAAGAGAAGUAAGGCAGCAACGGUUCCAGAGUGAAGCUGUAACACAGAUGACACUUCCUUUCAUGAUAGAAACUUCUGUGUUUCUUUGGUGCAGUGCAGUGAUGUGCUUAGCUGACAGUUGACUUUCAGAAUGUGAAGAGCUAUGGCAUCUUCUCAGCUCAUUAAAACAUGCACUGUCAAAUUAUUCUUUCUUGGUUUUGUUUUGUUUUUAUGUGUGCGUGUGUGUUUUCUGUGUGUUUGUUUGCAGUUUUUUUUGUCCUAGUGUGUAACAGAUGCAGUUUAACAGAGCUGAAAACUGUGAUAUAGUCUCACAGUUUGAGUCAUAAACCCAAAAGUCACCACACAUUCAUUUGCAGUUUAUAGGUUUGUUAUAAGAAAUGAAGAACAGCGGUGAUGAAGAGACCAAUGUGUAUAAUAAUUAAUGUGGACUGAUUUUGGACUUUGUAAAUAAAGAGACUCUGGACUUCCUACCA
Molecule: messenger RNA, 1926 nt
Organism: Chanos chanos (milkfish)
Lineage: Eukaryota; Metazoa; Chordata; Actinopteri; Gonorynchiformes; Chanidae
Gene: saraf
Product: store-operated calcium entry-associated regulatory factor
Exons: 6
Coding region: 132-1133 (333 amino acids)
Biological process (GO): regulation of store-operated calcium entry
Cellular component (GO): endoplasmic reticulum membrane
Source: RefSeq, a predicted model, not a curated record